UUAAACCAGUCAAACUGGUAUGAAUAAAAGAGAGUAAAAGGAAAACUACUAAUGCGUCAGGAGUAAAACACAAAAUUACCUUCAAAAUGAGCAGAUCUCGGACACAGUUCACAAAGAAAGAAGAGAGUCUGAUUCAGGGUUGGAGAUCAGACUCAGCUGGACUGAGCUGCGUCUCCAUGAAAAGUGAGCAGUCAAUGAGACUUCCACUUCUGUACCAAAACAGUAACUCUAUAACCAAACUCAGAACCCAGAAGAGUACAAUGAGAUCAAAAACAACUAACACAAAAGAGUUGGAGUCUGUAUUUAAGGAUCUGGAGCACAAAGUCAUCACUCUGUUAAAGAAUGAGUUGAAAAGAUUUAAGAAGCUCCUGAGUCCAGAUUACCCAGCAUGCACUGAGAGGGAGGUGGAGGAUGAGGAGGAUCAGAGCAGUGUCAGAGAGGGAGCGCUGAAGAUCACACUGCACGUCCUGAAGAACAUGAACCACACAGAUCUCGCUAACACACUGCAGAGCAAAAUUGACAAACAAAAACUGAAAUUCAAACUGAGUGAGAAAUGUAAAAGAAUUAAUGAAGGAAUCUCACAGCAUGGAAGCUCAGCACUUCUGAAUGAGAUCUACACAGAGCUCUACAUCACAGAGGGUUGGAGUGGAGACGUCAAUAAUGAACAUGAGGUGAGACAGAUUGAGACAGUGUCCAGGAGACCAGCAACACAGGAGACAUCCAUCAAAUGUAAUGAUCUCUUUAAAGACGAGUCCAUCAGAAGUGUGCUGACUAAAGGAGUUGCUGGAAUUGGAAAAACAGUCUCUGUGCAGAAGUUCGUUUUGGACUGGGCUGAAGGAAAAGCAAAUCAGGACAUCACCUUCAUGUUUCCACUUCCCUUUAGAGAGCUGAAUCUGAUGAAGCAGAAAAACCUCAGUCUUAUGGAUCUUAUUCGGAACUUUUUCAUAGAAAUAAAAGAUUUACAAAUAAUAGACUGUGAGGUCAGCAAAGUGCUGUUCAUCUUUGACGGUCUGGAUGAGUGUCGACUUCCUUUAAAUUUCCAGAAGAAUGAGAGAGUGUGUGAUGUGACAGAGGCAGCCUCAGUAGAUGUGCUGCUGACAAACCUCAUUAAGGGGAACUUGCUUCCCUCUGCUCUCCUCUGGAUCACCUCUCGACCAGGAGCAGCCAAUCAGAUCCCUCCUGAGUGUGUAGACCAGGUAACAGAGGUACGAGGGUUCAGUGAUCCUCAGAAAGAGGAGUACUUCAGGAAGAGGAUCAGUGAUCAGAGCCUGGCCAAUAAAAUCAUCUCACACAUAAAGUCUUCAAGAAGCCUCUACAUCAUGUGCCACAUCCCAGUCUUCUGCUGGAUCUCAGCCACUGUUCUAGAGAGAAUGUUGGGUGAAGCAGAGGGUGGAGAGAUCCCCAAGACAUUGACUCAAAUGUUCACACACUUCCUGAUCUUCCAAAUAAAACACAAGAACAAAAAGUACCAUCAGAAAUGUGACCCUGAUCCUCAGCAGACCAGAGAGAGUAUCCUGGCACUGGGAAAACUGGCUCUCCAACAGCUGGAGAAAGGAAACCUGAUCUUCUAUGAGGAAGACCUGAGAGAGUGUGGCAUUGAUGUCAGAGAAGUGUCAGUGUACUCAGGAGUGUGUACCCAAAUCUUCAGAGAGGAGUUUGGGCUUCACCUGGGGAAGGUCUUCAGCUUUGUACAUCUGAGUGUUCAGGAGUUUCUGGCUGCUUUAUACACAUUUCUCUCCUUCAUCAACAAAAAGAUUGAACACCAAAAAAACACAAAUCUGACUGAUCUUUUCACCACAUCAAGCAUGUCUGAUUUCCUGAAGGGUGCAGUGGACAAGGCCUUACAGAGUGAGAAUGGACACCUAGACCUGUUCCUUCGCUUUCUUCUGGGUCUCUCACUGGAGUCCAAUCAGACUCUCUUACAAGACCUACUGCCUCAGACAGGAAGCAGCUCUCACAACAAACAGGAAACAGUCAAGUACAUCAAGAAGAAGAUCAGGAAGAAUCCAUCUCCAGAGAAAUCCAUCAAUCUGUUCCACUGUCUGAAUGAACUGAAAGAUCAUUCUCUAGUGCAGGAAGUACAACAUUACAUAAACAAAGGAGGCUACAGUUGUCUCAGAGGAGUCAGACUCUCCCCUGUUCAGUGGUCAGCUCUGUUGUUUGUGCUGCUAAACUCAGAAGAGAAUCUGGAUGUGUUUGAUUUGAGGAAAUAUCACAGAUCAGAGGAAUGUCUUGUGAGGCUGCUGCCAGUCGUCAAAGCAUCCAGAAAAGCUGAACUGCGUGUGUGCAAAAUAAAGUCAAAAAUAGGCAACACAUGGGAUAUCAUAAACAGUGCAAAAUUCAAGGUCAAACAUAUAAACAGGACUAUAAACCAUAUUAAUGUUCUAAUGAAUCAUAAAUUCUCUCCCAGUCUGUGUGACUGUAAUCUCACAGAUGAAAGCUGUAGAGUUCUGUCCUCAGUUCUCAGCUCAAACUCCUCCAGUCUGAGAGAACUGGACCUGAGUUACAAUAACCUGCAGGAUUCAGGAGUGAAGCUGCUCUCUGCUGGACUGGAGAAUCCACACUGUACACUGGAGACACUGAGGCUGGAACGCUGCAGUAUUACAGGUGAAGGUUGUGCUGCUCUGGUUUCAGCUCUGAGGUCAAACCCCUCAUCACACCUGAGAGAACUGAAUCUGAAACACAACCAACCAGGAGAAUCAGGAGUGAAGCUGCUCUCUGAUCUACUGAAGGAUCCACACUGUACACUGGAGAAACUACAGAUGCAUGACUGUAAACUUACAGAGGAAAGCUAUAAAGCUCUGUCCUCGGUUCUCAGCUCAAAUUCCUCCAGUCUGACAGAACUCGACCUAAGUGGCAAUAACCUGCAGGAUUCAGGAGUAAAGCUGCUCUCUGCUGGACUGGAGAAUCCAGAGUGUACACUGGAGACACUGAGGCUAUGUCGGUGUGAUCUCACAGAAGAAAGCUGUAGAGUUCUGUCCUGCGUUCUCAGCUUAAACUCCUCCAGUCUGAGAGAACUGGACCUGAGUGACAAUAACCUGCAGGAUUCAGGAGUGAAGCUGCUCUCUGCAGGACUGGAGAAUCCACACUGUACACUGGAGACACUGAGGCUGAUACGCUGCAGUAUUGCAGAUGAAGGUUGUGCUGCUCUGGUUUCAGCCCUGAAGUCAAACCCCUCAUCACACCUGAGAGAACUGAAUCUGUCUGGUAAUCAACCAGGAGAAUCAAAGGUGAAGCUGCUGUUUGAUCUAUUGAAGGAUCCAAACUGUAAACUCGAGAAACUACUGUGA
Messenger RNA from Clarias gariepinus (North African catfish), 3290 nucleotides. RefSeq names its product NACHT, LRR and PYD domains-containing protein 14-like. The record is from RefSeq and is a predicted model, not a curated record. The transcript has 12 exons. Gene Ontology annotation, molecular function: protein binding. Bases 87 to 3290 code for a protein of 1067 amino acids. Lineage: Eukaryota; Metazoa; Chordata; Actinopteri; Siluriformes; Clariidae.